This is a messenger RNA of Drosophila ficusphila, 1298 nucleotides long. It is a transcript of the gene PI31, whose product is annotated as proteasome inhibitor PI31 subunit. The coding region runs from base 180 to 986 and encodes 268 amino acids. Lineage: Eukaryota; Metazoa; Arthropoda; Insecta; Diptera; Drosophilidae. The transcript is spliced from 4 exons. The record is from RefSeq and is a predicted model, not a curated record. Gene Ontology annotation, biological process: proteasome-mediated ubiquitin-dependent protein catabolic process. Gene Ontology annotation, molecular function: endopeptidase inhibitor activity; proteasome binding.
CUCAGAUGCAAUACAAAAAUCAUUGUGUACGAAAACAAACUUUUCUGGAACUUUUGUAACGUUUUGUUGUGAAAAUAAAAUGUUGUAAACUUUUGCUUUCAAGAUAAGGAUAACUGACAGCUAAGAAGCUCUGGAAAAACAGACAAAACAAUAAAUUGUAAAGGAUUUCUGUGGUCGCCAUGGAGAGUGCAUCGGCUGCCAAGACGGGUGAUUUCUUCUACGGAUGGGAUCUGCUCUACAAGACGGUCCAGUCCGAAGUGGACAAGAAGUCUGACCUCCUGAUCGCCCUAGUCCACUUUCUGCUGACCAAGCACUACAACUUUCGCUGCGUAGGCAUCGGCGAUGAUAAAACACUGCCGGAGGAGGAGGGUAGUGAGCUGCUUCCGGAUAACUGGAACGAUGACGAUACAAAGUACUCCUUGCGCUACGUGCACGACAAGAUGCUGUACCUGCUGCUGGGUCACAUCACCGAGGAUGCUUUGUUGAUAAACCUGAUGGACAUCAACACCAAGAAGGUUUCUAACAUUUGCGUAGAACCAGAGACCCUAGUCGCCGCCGUUAAAGGAGGUAUCACUACGUUGAUGCCCAGCGCCUCAGAGAUUGUCGACCGCUAUCGCAAGGAACUGCUGGACCCCGUCUUCACCGGAAACUCUCGCGAGGUUACUACCCAGACAACAGCCGCCCCGCGCCCCAGCGGAUCGGAUCCCCUACGUAUCGGCGAACCCAGACGUGGCGGAUCUUUUACACCAGGAAGCUUUGAGCCGCGUCCUUUUGGCUUUCCAGACAUUGGUCGCGGGGAUCUGGACCCACUGGGUCGCGGUGGUCCUGGUAACCUGUUCACCUUUCCAUCACGACCAAAUAUGGGGCCGGGACCUUUGCCUCGCUUCGAUCCGUUCAGCCCUCUCAAUCCGAAUGUGCCAGGUCAGGGUGGACCCAAUCCGGAUCACAUGCGUCCACCCAAUUGGAAUCCCGACUAUUACAUGUGAUCUCCAAGAAUGCCAAUAAUGCACUGGAGGCAUAGUCUGGCAUAGCUCGACAUUAAAAUCAUUAGUUUAAUAUUAUAAAGGCGGGAGAUAUUUUUUAAAACUAAGAAGUUGAAUUAAUUUUUUGAAAGAUAAAUUUAUUAUUUUUCAUACACAAUACAAAAUAUUUCGAUAUAAAAUAAAAAGCAGCCAGAGCGACCAUUCAGAAAUUAGCAGGGCUGUUCGGGUUUUCGCAACUCUGUAAAAGUGAAUACCCGAACAGGCCUGUUUCCAAAUUGUCGGCUGGCCAAGAAAAAUUUACAAAAAUCUUAAGAA